AGUUCAUAUGUACACCCUGUAGUUGGUUGUGAUGAUACUGUAUGGCGAUGAUGUGGUCGUGAACCUGCGUUAGCGUGUAGAUGUUUGUUAGAUGGCGUUUCCUCUAGAUCCCAUUUGUUUGCGCAAUAUGGAGUCUGCUCCGCCGUCGGUACUACUGUGCCCACGCGUGAACGAAAGGCGCGGCGUUCUUCUGGUGGCCCUGACGCUCGGCGAGACGCCGGCGCCACGACUGCUGCCGACACCGGGGGACGUACAGGGCCCUUUGCGAAGCUUCGCCAUUCCUGGGCCCGCAAGAAGACACGGGGGCGCGGCCGUUUUUGCAGAGGAUGCGCGAACUCCUUGCGCUGGUAGCGGUGCCCGGUCAUCGUUUUGCGGGGGGUGGCGGGGUGCGCCUCAGCCUCUCCAGAGCCGGCGGGGCCUGCCUCAGCCUCUCCAGAGCCGGCGUCUCCGGCCCCGGCCGUUGGUGCGCAUUGGUCGCCAGUUGCUCUGCUCCACGAAUUCGGCGCGUCCGUGCUUGUCAGUGUCUGGGGGGCGCAAGCCCGGCCGGGCACUUCUCCUCUUCAUGCAGAUCGGGGGCCGUCUUGCCGCGCGGCCGAUUGUGCCCCCCGGCCCUUUGUGUGGGUGACGUGGCGGGCCUGCAGCCUUCUGGCCCGCCCCGCGUUAGCGGCCCCCUAUUGUGGGGCGGGUCGCGUUGUGCAUGAGGACGGGCCUUCUGGGCCGCUUUGGAUGGUCGAUGCAUCUACGCGCCUGCGACGCGACAACGCCUGUGGCCUGGCGCAGCCCGCGCGAUGUGCCUUGGCCACCAGUAGCGCUAUGACUGUGGAUGGCGCCAAACCCAGACAAGGUGGAACGGCUGCCGCCUAUCUCUGGGGCGAGGGAGCGUUGGGCUGGCUAGUUUGUAUUGUUCUCCUCAGCAUGGAGCCCGCCCUCUUACUCGUUGGUUGCAGCUGGUAACUGGUUGACUGCCAUUGUAGCGAUCUUUGGCCCGUCGAUCUGUUGGACACGUUGGAGCCGCGACGUGUGUGUGGGAAUGGAACAAGAAGCCAGCGGUGAUCCAUUCUGUGUGGCGAGCUACUCACUUCUACCGAGCACAAGAUAUGAGACUGAGCAGGAAGGUCAAUGUGAGAAGGGAGAAGUAGAGAAAGCCGAGAGAUGUUGAUGCCUCAAACAGAAGCACUUAUGACAAACAAGAGAAAGAUAGAAAUGAGAGUGAGGAACUUCAUUUUGCUAUAGGACCUGGCAGUGUCUGGGUCGGACACCAUGCUGACUACUUACUACUUUGUGUAUUUGCUUAGUAUGACUCUGAUGGGUGAAGAUUGAUUCAAGAUCAAGCUCUGCGUCCGGUGUUUGCGACCGUUACAAGCGGGAGCCUCCGCUUCGUCUUCUUUGUGGUUCGUACCGCCUGGUGGAGCCAUGCGCGGAUGGGAUUGUUUCCAUUCCGCGCACGUGCUUUCGCGUCGCGCGGCCGGGGAUCUGAAUCCGCACACUCGCUUCGCCGCCGAAUUUCGGCGCCGGAGGGUGUGCGUUGCAUGCUACAGAAGCGGCUUACUGGCUCCGAUUGUGAAAGAAUGGCGCUUUGGGGCCGCGGGCGUGUUGCUUAAUAUGGCGCCGGGCCGAUGCGUGAGUCAGUCUGGGCCAGCGGGACGAGACCGGCUGGGAACUGCCGGGGCGCGAGCAGGGGGGCGGGCGUCGCAGCGAAUCGAAACGGGCAAUCUCCAGCAAACGGCGCCCCGCCCAAGACGGGCGCAGCGUAUGGACGAACAAGAAGGAACCAAGAGCCGCGCGCAGCGCGCCGCCGCCCGGUGCCCGCCCUCCCCUGGGGCGCGCUUCUUUUUGUCCCUGCCCA
Amoebophrya sp. A120 is the source of this 1846-nucleotide messenger RNA. NCBI's taxonomy places the organism in Eukaryota, Dinophyceae, Syndiniales, Amoebophryaceae. The record is from the annotation of a GenBank genome assembly.